Messenger RNA from Daucus carota subsp. sativus, 1159 nucleotides. Its product is annotated as proteasome subunit alpha type-7. NCBI's taxonomy places the organism in Eukaryota, Viridiplantae, Streptophyta, Magnoliopsida, Apiales, Apiaceae. Gene Ontology annotation, cellular component: nucleus; proteasome core complex; proteasome core complex, alpha-subunit complex. Gene Ontology annotation, biological process: proteasomal protein catabolic process; ubiquitin-dependent protein catabolic process. The record is from RefSeq and is a predicted model, not a curated record. The transcript is spliced from 3 exons. Bases 169 to 918 code for a protein of 249 amino acids.
AGCAGCAAAAUGAAGAUGCAAAAGUGACAAAAUAAAAUAUACCAAGGGGGAAGUUUGGCUUGUUGCCCAAGUCGAGAUCGAAACUCUCUCUAUAUCUCUCUCGCUCUCUUCCUCUCUCCUUCAAAAUCUCUCUCUCUCUGAACAAACCAACACAGAAAGGAAAUCAAGAUGGCAAGAUACGAUAGAGCAAUCACUGUGUUUUCACCGGACGGUCAUCUGUUUCAGGUUGAAUACGCACUUGAAGCCGUCCGUAAAGGUAACGCCGCCGUGGGCGUUAGAGGUACCGAUACUAUCGUUCUCGGUGUGGAGAAAAAAUCCACUGUCAAACUUCAGGACUCUAGAUCUGUCAGGAAGAUUGUAAAUCUGGAUGAUCACAUUGCUUUGGCCUGUGCUGGGCUUAAAGCUGAUGCUCGAGUACUUAUUAACCGGGCACGUAUUGAAUGCCAAAGCCAUAAGCUUACUGUUGAAGAUCCAGUUACUGUGGAGUAUAUCACACGUUACAUAGCUGGUCUUCAGCAAAAGUAUACACAGAGUGGUGGUGUUAGGCCAUUUGGGCUUUCAACUUUGAUUGUUGGAUUCGACCCACACACUGGUGUGCCAGCACUGUACCAGACUGAUCCUUCAGGGACCUUUUCAGCUUGGAAAGCUAACGCUACUGGGAGAAACUCCAACUCUAUGAGAGAAUUCUUGGAAAAGAAUUAUACAGAGACAUCUGGUCAAGAAACCCUGAAACUUGCUAUCCGCGCAUUACUUGAAGUUGUGGAGAGUGGCGGAAAAAACAUAGAAGUUGCCGUCAUGACAAGGGAUAAGGGUCUCCGUCAGCUUGAUGAAGCUGAAAUUGACACUAUUGUGGCAGAGAUUGAAGCUGAGAAGGAGGCUGCAGAGGCUGCAAAGAAGGGGCCUUCCAAGGAGACUUGAGUCUUCUUUUCUUUCCCCCUUUCAUCAACAUUUCAUAUCAAACAUGUAUUCAGAACUUAUGCCAUUAUCUGUUGGGACUCGUGUUUUAGAUGUACUAUGUCAUGUUUAAGCUGUUGGACUAGUAUGAAGCUUGCAAUUGAUUACCUUUGUUGCAGAGAAUAUGAUGUUAAAGAUUUGUGUCGUAGGAUGAUUUAUCUAUUGGUUCCUAAUGUUAAAGGCAAUAUCAUUUGUUUUAUCAUAA